AUGCCCACCGAACUAGAAGAGAAACUUGCGCGAUCAUGUGAAAACCUUCUUGGAUUCUCGAUAUCACAGCCCUCACUUUUUAAGGUUCAUCAGCUUUUGCCAGUGCGCGACCUUAAACUGCUUGUUCGGGAUUAUGCUCCCAUUGCAAAAAAUGCAUUGACAAUCUUGAUAAACCUUUCCGGGGACGAGGAAGUUCUUAAAGAAUUAGCGGAAGAUGACGCUUUUCUGGAAACCCUAUUGGGCAAAGUAACGAGCAAAAAAGAAUCAAACGUCAACGAAAUCACUAUGCUCCUCGCCAAUCUUGCCAAAUCAGAAAGUUUCAAACGCAUAGUAAACCUAACCCGCAGCGUGCCGAAGGGUGUUUCCGACUCCCCCAAAGCCCUCGACCAAUUAAUGGACUGUUUCAUCAAGGGGCAGAAUGGGGGUAUCAACAAAGCCGCUGACUCUGACUAUGACUACCUAGCCUACCUUUUCGCAGACAUAUCCAAGUUUGAAGAAGGCAGGGCCUACUUCACGACUAAACAGGACUACGAUUCUGUCAUUCCCAUCACCAAACUCACCGUUUUCACUGAACACCGCAGCCACAUCCGCAGAAAGGGUGUAGCAUCUACACUAAAAAAUAUCUCAUUCAGGAUCAAAUCGCAUCCGCAACUGCUGGCUGAGUCAGAUGUUAACAUCCUCCCUUAUGUACUGCUACCUCUCGCGGGACCCGAGGAGUUCACGGAUGAAGAGAGCGCGGCGAUGUUGCCGGAUCUACAGCUCCUGCCACCAAAUAAAGAGCGGGAAUCUGAUAAGGAUAUCAUAUCUACCCAUCUAGAAACAUUGCUUCUACUAACAACAACGAGAGAGGGGAGGGACCUGAUGCGGGAGGUGAAAGUGUAUCCGAUUAUACGGGAGUGUCAUUUGCAUGUUGAUGAUGAGGGGGUGCAGGAAGGGUGCGAUCGAUUGGUGCAGGUGCUUAUGCGAGAUGAGGAGGGCGAGGGGGGUGCGGAGGAGGAAGCAAUGGCGAAGGCUAGAGCGGCAAUUGAAGAUAAUGUUGAUGACGACGCGGAGAUUGUUGAGUUGUUUUGA
Molecule: messenger RNA, 1071 nt
Organism: Paracoccidioides brasiliensis Pb18
Exons: 5
Coding region: 1-1071 (356 amino acids)
Source: RefSeq, a predicted model, not a curated record